AUGUUUACCUCUCUCUCUUUAUCUGUCAUGUUUACCUCUCUCUCUUUAUCUGUCAUGUUUACCUCUCUCUCUUUAUCUGUCAUGUUUACCUCUCUCUCUAUCUGUCAUGUUUACCUCUCUCUCUCUUUAUCUGUCAUGUUUUACCUCUCUCUCUUUAUCUGUCAUAUUUUUUUACUCUCUCUCUCUUUAUCUGUCAUGUUUACCUCUCUCUCUCUUUUAUCUGUCAUGUUUACCUCUCUCUCUUUAUCUGUCAUGUUUACCUCUCUCUCUUUAUCUGUCAUGUUUACCUCUCUCUCUCUUUAUCUGUCAUGUUUACCUCUCUCUCUCUUUAUCUGUCAUGUUUACCUCUCUCUCUCUUUAUCUGUCAUGUUUACCUCUCUCUCUUUAUCUGUCAUGUUUACCUCUCUCUCUUUAUCUGUCGUGUUUACCUCUCUCUCUCUUUAUCUGUCGUGUUUACCUCUCUCUCUCUUUAUCUGUCAUGUUUACCUCUCUCUCUCUUUAUCUGUCAUGUUUACCUCUCUCUCUCUCUUUAUCUGUCAUGUUUACCUCCUCUCUCUCUCUUUAUCUGUCAUGUUUACCUCUCUCUCUCUCUUUAUCUGUCAUGUUUACCUCUCUCUCUCUCUUUAUCUGUCAUGUUUACCUCUCUCUCUCUCUUUAUCUACCAUGUUUACCUCUCUCUCUCUCUUUAUCUACCAUGUUUACCUCUCUCUCUCUCUCUUUAUCUACCAUGUUUACCUCUCUCUCUCUCUCUUUAUCUACCAUGUUUACCUCUCUCUCUCUCUUUAUCUACCAUGUUUACCUCUCUCUCUCUCUCUUUGUCUACCAUGUUUACCUCUCUCUCUCUUUGUCUACCGUGUUUACCUCUCUCUUUAUCUACCGUGUUUACCUCUCUCUUUAUCUACCGUGUUUACCUCUCUCUUUAUCUACCGUGUUUACCUCUCUUUAUCUGUCGUGUUUACCUCUCUCUCUCUCUUUAUCUGUCGUGUUUACCUCUCUCUCUCUCUCUCUCUCUCUGUGUUUAUCUGUCCGUUUACCCUCUGUGUUUAUCUGUCACGUUUACCUCUCUGUGUUUGUCUGUCACGUUUACCUCUCUGUGUUUGUCUGUCACGUUUACCUCUCUGUGUUUGUCUGUCACGUUUACCUCUCUGUGUUUGUCUGUCACGUUUACCUCUCUGUGUUUAUCUGUCACGUUUACCUGUCUCUCUCUCUCUCUGUUUACCCCUUUGA
This is a messenger RNA of Acanthosepion pharaonis, 1227 nucleotides long. The record is from the annotation of a GenBank genome assembly. Lineage: Eukaryota; Metazoa; Mollusca; Cephalopoda; Sepiida; Sepiidae.